This is a messenger RNA of Neoarius graeffei (lesser salmon catfish), 11152 nucleotides long. RefSeq names its product SLC2A4 regulator (gene slc2a4rg). The transcript is spliced from 8 exons. Lineage: Eukaryota; Metazoa; Chordata; Actinopteri; Siluriformes; Ariidae. Gene Ontology annotation, molecular function: DNA-binding transcription factor activity; RNA polymerase II cis-regulatory region sequence-specific DNA binding. Gene Ontology annotation, biological process: regulation of transcription by RNA polymerase II. The coding region runs from base 167 to 1612 and encodes 481 amino acids. The record is from RefSeq and is a predicted model, not a curated record. Gene Ontology annotation, cellular component: nucleus.
UUCGGGCAGGGAGAAAAGCAAAACAAUCGUUUCAGCGUUGUUUUCGACUGGUAGUGCAAUUUAGUAUCUCCGUCGAAAUAACUAGGCUUUGCAAUCAGGACAGUCAUUUUAAAUGCAUCUUUCCUUGCUAGGUUGUAAAAUCUGUCGAUAUAUUAUCUUUCUUUAGAUGCACUUGGCCUGCUUGAAAAUGACUUCGAAGCGCCUCCUCGAUAAGAACCCCGGCGGUGUGAGAGCGACCGGUACCGGUAACAUCGUGUAUGGGGGAAACUACUGCACGAAACACAACGAGCAUUUUUCACCGAAGACGAGCGGAGUCAUAACGAGAAAGAAAUCACCCGUAACGGUAAACGGCUCCGACACCCAAGGAGUGGAUCCGGGCUCUCUGCAAGAGCCGAGCAAAGAAAACUGUCCCAAUGGGAACCAGUUGGCUUCAGGUCGAGAGAAGCACCCGACCAAAAAAAAGACCAUCUAUGCAAGUGAGGAGGAUGAGAGGGAGGUCGGUCCAGGGGAGGUCCUGAAGUUCAGCGGUUUUACUCGUCGCUUGAUCCUAAACGGACAGAGGCAAGAGGACCACAUGAAAGUGGAGUCCUUAAUUUCAUUAAGGAGCAUAUUGCCACUGUGUGUUUCAGAUGUUUCAGCAGAGGAGAUCUAUGCAUCCUCUCAUAUCCCCGUCCCUCGCAACAGGAAACCCUCAGGCCAUGCUGAUAAGGAGGUGAUGGCAGCUACAGUCUUGACCACUCUGUCCACAAGCUCUCUUGUGCUCAACCCUUCUUCUGGUGCCUCAGGUGGCGUAUCGGAGACGUCGUGCAGGGGAUGGAAGGAGAGUCUGUCAGCCAGCUACAGCAGCUCCACAAGUGGCAACUGGAGCUGGGACGCCAGCGACCAGUCAGUGCCCUCGACACCAUCCCCACCUCUCUCUAAUGAUGUCAACAAGAGCUUCCUGACUUACUCACAGGGGGAGGACAACAUUGAGGAGGCAGAGAGCACCCACUUCCUGUUCGAGGACCCUAUUCCCAGGAAACGGAAGAACUCCAUGAAGGUGAUGUUCAAAUGUUUGUGGAAGAACUGUGAAAAGGUCCUUAGUACUUCCUCAGGGAUCCAGCGGCACAUCCGCACCAUACAUCUGGGGCGGAAUGGAGAUUCUGACUACAGUGAUGGUGAGGAGGACUUCUACUACUCAGAGAUAGAGGUGAACAUGGAUACUCUGUCUGAAGGGCUGUCGAACCUCACGCCGACCUCACCCACCACCAGUGGCCCGCCCCCCGUCUUUCCGCUUACCAAUGACAUGGUGCUGUCCAAGUCUGCCACUGUGAUCCACAGUCCACUCAGUCAGUCAGCUCCUUCCACACUGUGCCAUAUCCGCACUGACCAUGCCUACCAGGGUGCAGUAACUCAUGUUGGCAUUUUGAGCACUGGGGAGAAAAGGCAGCCUGCCACACAUGCCGUCAGCAAGACACACACCACCACCAUAACUACACCCAAACCCAGCGCUGGAACCAGAAAACCCCGGGGUGAAGCGAAGAAGUGUCGCAAAGUGUAUGGAAUGGAGAAGAAAGAUCUAUGGUGCACGGCAUGCCGCUGGAAGAAAGCCUGCCAGCGCUUCACUGACUGAUUUUUACCCUUUCUCUUACAAACAUAACAGGCUCUUCUAGCAUCAGUGUCUGAAUCACAGACUCAUUGUUGACCCCCUCUUGUGCACCAUCAAGGACUUCAUUCCUUGAGGACUCUCACAAUUGGGUAAGGGGUUUUUUGUUUUUGUUUUGUUUUUUUAAAUAUAAAGCAGGUGAGCUGUUUUGUGUCCUCCCCAUCACCGCAAACAGUGGAACACGUUUCACACUUGUGAAACAUUGUGGAAGGGGGAGAGAAGUUGAUAGAAUAUGCAUUAGCUUGUGCAGCACUAUUCUGAAGCAAGAUAUAUAUUUUUUUGUUCUUUUUCAGUCAAGAAAAAAUUUCUGAAAAAUACUAAGCUAAUGCAGCUAUAUAUAAAAUAUUUCUUUGAAGGUUUUUUUAAAAAAAAAAAAAUUUCUGUUCACUAUUGAAUGAUGGACUUUAUACAGUCCAUUUUGUAUUGAGCUGUUUAAGCAGGGAUAACAUUCAUGCCUUUUUGUUUAACCUCUGAACGAGCUUUGAAUCUAUCCGUUUAAUUUCUUUAACCAAAGGUGAUGAGUCUCAAUCAGAAUCUGUCCAGAAUUUUGCGCUCACUGGAGUUUAGGCUUAAUUUAAACUUUUUCAUUUUGUAUUUUUGCCUUACCCAAACAGAUCAAACCAUCUUCCUGAACUUUAUUGAGAUCAUGGCCAUCAUGAUGAGGGAGCAAAUAAUCCUCAUAUGUUUCAUGUAGCUUCAACCAUGAAAAGAAAGUUUAUUUUAGGAUUUGACUCUUGCUUUUGUCAAAUCAGUACAACUUGUUAGUGUUUACUACGUCUCCUGACACCUCUAAAUUGAUUUGAUGAACCUUAUCAGAAUUCUCUCAAGUUUGUUGAUGGUGAGAAAGUGACCGUUAGCUUUCAUAAAAAUCCAGUUUGUUUUCUGAUCAAUUCUGCACCAGCUAUUUUAUCCUCGUCAUACAAAGUGAAAACAGAUCUCUCGGUUAUUUUUGAUAAACUGGUAUUUUUGUAGUGAACGACAGUGUUAAUUUUAAGGGGAGCAUGUUGACAGGUACAGCUCACUGUAGAAUGUGACUUGUAGAUAAUGUGCACGUAAGUAGAGCUGUACACCACUGUGAUCUUAUAAAUUGGUUAUGAGCACGCUUGUUCGUUCUACUUCCUGACCAAACAAGAUUUCAGUAGUGAGUGGCUCCUGUUUAGUCCAAAACUAAACAUGAAACCAGAAUCUCAGCCUAAAAGUGCAUUUCUCUAGAUUUUGCUUGUAAAAAUGGCCACAGGUUUAAAAGGUGAUGGAGUUUUCCUGGCAAAUACUGUUUGAUACCUCUUUGAAUGUAGACAUUGCCAUAUAUUCCACUGUACUAGCUCUUCUCUCUCUCUCUCUCUCUCUCUCUCUCUCUGUCUCACUCACACACACACACACUUUUUCUCUCUCUUCUGCUGCCAUUCAGACCAGCACAGGGACAAAUGAUGUGCAUGCACACACAAAAAUCUAUCUCUAUGAUUUCACUUAUCAGAAGAGAAACCUUUAUUUGUUACUUAAACCUUAAAGCACAAUGAAAUUCUUUUUAUUUAUUAUUUUUUUCCCCCCUGCAUAUCCCAGUUUGUUAGGAAGCUGGGGUCAGAGUGCAGAGUUAGUCAUGGUAACGUACCCCUGGAGCAGAUAGGGUCAAACAGUGGUGGCUUGGCAGCACUGGGACUUGAACCCCCAGCCUUCUCAUCAGUAAGCCAGAGCCUUAACCAUUGAGCCACUACUGCCCCUAAAGCAAUCGAAUUGAUAUCCUAAUUUUUUUUUGUCAACUCUGUUAAUGAUAUUAAAUAUUAAUAUUGCAAUUGUUUGCCUCUUUGCCUGUCAGACAUCCUGCCCAAUCUAAGCACACAGCAGGCUUGUCGUCGUUUGUGGUGAAAGAGUGGUUCCCUCUGGUGGUUGUAACUUUCACUAAGUGCCAAUGAGAAGAACAGAGAGAGGUUUUUUACUAAAAGAAAAGAAUUGCACUAACUUGUACUGCACACAAAUAUUUUUUAUGUGGCAUUUUUAUAUGGAUAAAUUGAAGUUUAAAUUUUUUUUUUUUUUUGGUUAUACAGUAAACUGGUCUUACUUUUGAACUCUAGGUUCAGGGAUGGGGCUCCACACCGGCUCCACAACAAUAAGCUUAACAAUAAACUUUCUUGUUGUUAUCUUCAAAAUCAUGCUAUUAUUUUUCUUGGAUUGGCAUGCAUUUCCUGUUGUCCAGAGUAUUUAUAUGUGGAGUGUCACUGCUUUUAUUUUUUCUUUUCUGUUUAUCAGACCACUUUGUCAGUUUGUGUCAAAAUAUCUCUGCAUGAGAAUCUCUCAUUCUUCAGUUUUGACCUCCUUACCCACUGAUCAGGAGCUAAACUUGAUGUGCAUUGACUGCUGCUGACUAAUGAAUCACAGCACCACAUCAAUAUCUCAUAUAUAAGUAAUGUCACAUGAGAGGGAGUGCUGUUAUACUUUAAUAUCAGCUGUGAUAUUAAAGUAUAACAGCACUCCCUCUUGUGUGAUAGAACUGUUGUACAAAAGCAAUAUAUCAAUAAGAAUUUAAUGAGUAAGUGACGUUUUGGACAUAUCAACUGUUCCAUUUAAUUUUUCUCCACAAGCGAACAUGGAUCACAAAGAAGCCACACUCACUUUAUAGCAUGUCCGUGAGCUGGCUAGCUAGCUCACGUUGAUUUGUACAUUCCCGUUAAAGGUGUUGCCGGUAAAAUUGUCAUCCCUUCUUCCUUUUCGUCUUCAUCUGACGAGCUUUCAUCUUUCACAAAAGUCAUAUUCCUGAAAACUAUCGUUUGCCAUGUCAGCUGACGAUGCUGCAAACACUACCAUAGGAACUGUGAUUAGAACUAGGAAGUGUAGUUUACAUGACAAGCAGUUUGAUGCACAGUGAAAUGUCCGUGAUAUCAUCACGAAGUAUCAGCAUUCUUGGAACCAAACAAAUUAUCAGAAGUAUUGGAACUCAUUUGGAAUCUUAUAUUUUACACUGAGGACAUUUGGGUUUGAGAUCAAAAGAUGAAUACGCGAUAACUGAUCAGAAUUUCAGCUUUCGUUUUACAUCUAGAUGUGUUAAACAACUUAGCGCCUUUUUUGUUUGUACCCAACCAUUAUUCAAAUGAUCAAAAAAUAGGUGACUGAUGUGCUUCUUAUUACCCUGGGGUGCCCUGUUUGAUUUGAUUGUUUGAUUUGAUUGUUAAACAAUUAAUAGCUCUGAAUGUACUGCUUUUUUUGGUAAAGUAGCUUCAUUUCACGCUGCCUUUCAUUGAAAUAAAUUUGUUCCGAGAAAAACAAAUCCCUCAUCAAGAAAUAAUUAUUUUCAACAAAAGCAUAUUUGCCACUAUUAUUAGCAGCCCUGGAAAUUGUGAGCACAAUGUAACUGAAGUAUGUUUCCCAUUUAAAUUGUACAUUUUUAGUUAAUUGGAGUGUGUAGGAACUUUCAAGCUGGAAUCCAUGACUUCCUGAUUAACUGAGGAACAAAUAUGAGGUGACGCAGAGGCCAAAUUCCCUUAGUCAUCCAUCAACAUGGGAAAGAUAAGAGAACCCAAACCAAAUGAGGGACAAAUGUGUUGACCUUCAGAAGUCAGGAAAUGGUUAUAAGAAGGAAAAAAAAAAUAUAUAUAUAUAUAUAUAUAUAUAUAUAUAUAUAUAUAUAUAUAUAUAUAUAUAUAUACACACACACACACACACGCCUGAAAAUACCCAUUUCUACGAUUAGGGCAAUAAUAAAAAAAAGUGGACACCAACUGCAAGUGUUACAGACUUGCCUGGAAGAAGACCUGAGUUUAUUUUUCCCCCAUGCAGAUGCGCAGCUUGUGAACGGGCAAGGCAGGCAACUGCUUGGGGCCCCCUGGCCCAGGGGCCCCCUGAGAGUAUUUAUUCAUUACAAAUAAAUACAGAGAUGAGCCACAAAUGUUUUGGAGCCAAGAUUAACCUCAGCCAAGGUUAUGGAAAGGCCAAAAUGUGGAGAAAGAAAGGAUCUGCUCAUGAUCCAAAACAUACAAGCUUGGGCUUGCAUGGCUGCUUCUGGAACAGGCUUGCUAAUCUUUACUGAUGAUGUAACUCAGGAUGGCAGCAGCAGAAUGAAUUCAGAGGUCUACAGAAACAUUGUAUCUGCCAGUUUACAGGGAAAUUCAUACAAUUUAUUUGGGAAGAACUUUAACAUGCAGCAAGACAACGAGCCAGAACACGCUGCCAACAAAACAAAGGACUUCAGUGGGGGGUGGGGAAUGAAAGGUUUUAGACUGGCCAAGUCAAUCACCAGAACCCAACUGACCAUGCAUUUCACCUCCUGAAGGAAGAAACCACCCCCACCCCAAAAAAAAAACCCUGAAAGAAGCUAUGAUACAAGCCUGGAAAAUCAUCACAAAAGAAGAAUGCAACAGGUCAGUGGUUCAUCAGCUUGAUGCAUUUUUUGUAAGCAAGAGAUAUUUAAACAAAUAUUAAGUGUUAUUUACUUCAAGACUAUCCAUUCCGAUAUGUUUGCUCACCUAAAAAAUGGAUGGUCCAUCAUGAAAAGUGCCAUGUUCUAAGUUAUGUAACACAUCUAGAUGUAAAUAUCAGGAAAUGAAAGAUUGAAAUCUGAUUUUUUUUUUCCUUCAGCUCAUAUUCAUCUUUUGAUCUAAAAAAAAAACCUAAUUGUGUGUGUGUGUGUGUGUGUGUGUGUGUGUCUGUAAAGUCUUCUUGAGCACGUCCCAAAGACAUUCAAUGGGGUUAAGGUCAGGACUCUGUGGUGGCCAAUUCAUGUAUGAAAAUGAUUCCUCAUGCUUCCUGAGGGGUGGUGUAGUGGUUAGCGCUGUCGCCUCACAGCAAGAAGGUUCUGGGUUCGAGCCCCGUGGCCGGCGAGGGCCUUUCUGUGCGGAGUUUGCAUGUUCUCCCCGUGUCCGCGUGGGUUUCCUCCGGGUGCUCCGGUUUCCCCCACAGUCCAAAGACAUGCAGGUUAGGUUAACUGGUGACUCUAAAUUGACCGUAGGUGUGAAUGUGAGUGUGAAUGGCUGUCUGUGUCUAUGUGUCAGCCCUGUGAUGACCUGGCGACUUGUCCAGGGUGUACCCCGCCUUUUGCCUGUAGUCAGCUGGGAUAGGCUCCAGCUUGCCUGCGGCCCUGUAGAACAGGAUAAAGCGGCUAGAGAUAAUGAGAUGCUUCCUGAACCACUCUUUCACAAUUUGAGUUUUAAUUUUAUGCCCGUGCCAUCAGGGAAGAAAAAUUUCAUUGCUGUGACAGCCUGUUCAUUCAGUACGUUCAGAUCAUUGUCUGACUUCAUUUUAUUGGCACACAAUGUUCCUGACCCUCAACCUGACCGAUUGAAGCAACCCCAGAUCAUAACACUGCCUCCAGAGGCUUGUACAGUGACCGCUAUGCAUGAUGGGAUGCAUUGCUUCAUGCACGUCCCUCCUUAUCCUCACUCACACCACUCUGGAAAAGGGUAAAUGACCUUUUUCUGUUGCUUCAGAGUCCAGUCUUUAUGCUCCCUAGCAAACUGAAGCCUUUUCUUCUGAUGAGAGAGCCAGUCAAGAUUUUUAUCUGACCACAUAUCUUCCAUGAGGUGGAUGGUUCACUACUAUUCUUUGAUGUUUUAAUAAUGCAUUGGACAGUUUUUAAUCCAAUUCCAACUAUGGGAUACAUCUUCUGACAUGGUUGUUUAAGAAAUGAGAAGCUGCUCACUGCAUCAGUUAGGGUUAAAGGAGAACUGAAGUCAUUUUUAAACUUGCUUUAUUUCUUAAUGUGUUAUUCAAUUACGUUUUCAGUUUUAGUAACCUUAUAUCGUGACUCGUAUUGGCAACUGAUUGAUUGCAAUUAAAUAUUAUACUUAUCAGCCUAUUCGGUUUUUAGCCAUGUUGAAUUUACAACCCCGAUUCCAAAAAAGUUGGGACAAAGUACAAAUUGUAAAUAAAAUGUUAUGCAAUAAUUUACAAAUCUCAAAAACUGACAUCAUAUUUACAAUAGAACAUAGACAACAUAUCAAAUGUCGAAAGUGAGACAUUUUGAAAUUUCAUGCCAAAUGUUGGCUCAUUUGAAAUUUCAUGACAGCAACACAUCUCAAAAAAGUUGGGACAAGGGCAAUAAGAGGCUGGAAAACUUAAAGGUACAAAAAAAGGAACAGCUGGAGGACCAAAUUGCAACUCAUUAGAUCAAUUGGCAAUAGGUCAUUAACAUGACUGGGUAUAAAAAGAGCAUCUUGGAGUGGCAGUGGCUCUCAGAAGUAAAGAUGGGAAGAGGAUCACCAAUCCCCCUAAUUCUGCACCGACAAAUAGUGGAGCAAUAUCAGAAAGGAGUUCGACAGUGUAAAAUUGCAAAGAGUUUGAACAUAUCAUCAUCGACAGUGUAUAAUAUCAAAAGAUUCAGAGAAUCUGGAAGAAUCUCUGUGCGUAAGGGUCAAGGCCGGAAAACCACACUGGGCGCCCAUGAUCUUCGGGCCCUUAGACGGCACUGCAUCACAUACAGGCAUGCUUCUGUAUUGGAAAUCACAAAAUGGGCUCAGGAAUAUUUCCAGAGAACAUUAUCUGUGAACACACUUCACCGUGCCAUCCGCCGUUGCCAGCUAAAACUCUAUAGUUCAAAGAAGAAGCCGUAUCUAAACAUGAUCCAGAAGCGCAGACGUGUUCUCUGGGCCAAGGCUCAUUUAAAAUGGACUGUGGCAAAGUGGAAAACUGUUCUGUGGUCAGACGAAUCAAAAUUUGAAGUUCUUUAUGGAAAUCAUGGACGCCGUGUCAUUCGGACUAAAGAGGAGAAGGACGACCCAAGUUGUUAUCAGCGCUCAGUUCAGAAGCCUGCAUCUCUGAUGGUAUGGGGUUGCAUUAGUGCAUGUGGCAUGGGCAGCUUACACAUCUGGAAAGACGCCAUCAAUGCUGAAAGGUAUAUCCAGGUUCUAGAGCAACAUAUGCUCCCAUCCAGACGACGUCUCUUUCAGGGAAGACCUUGCAUUUUCCAACAUGACAAUGCCAAACCACAUACUGCAUCAAUUACAGCAUCAUGGCUGCGUAGAAGAAGGGUCCGGGUACUGAACUGGCCAGCCUGCAGUCCAGAUCUUUCACCCAUAGAAAACAUUUGGCGCAUCAUAAAACAGAAGAUAUGACAAAAAAGACCUAAGACAGUUGAGCAACUAGAAUCCUACAUUAGACAAGAAUGGGUUAACAUUCCUAUCCCUAAACUUGAGCAACUUGUCUCCUCAGUCCCCAGACGUUUACAGACUGUUGUAAAGAGAAAAGGGGAUGUCUCAAAGUGGUAAACAUGGCCUUGUCCCAACUUUUUUGAGAUGUGUUGUUGUCAUGAAAUUUAAAAUCACCUAAUUUUUCUCUUUAAAUGAUACAUUUUCUCAGUUCAAACACUUGAUAUGUCAUCUAUGUUCUAUUCUGAAUAAAAUAUGGAAUUUUGAAACUUCCACAUCAUUGCAUUCUGUUUUUAUUUACAAUUUGUACUUUUUCCCAACUUUUUUGGAAUCGGGGUUGUAGUUUGUUUGGUCCAUGGCAGGUGUCGCUUAUCCGUGCGAUCUUCAGACUUGUGCGAGAUUUUGAAACGUGAAGUGUCAGCCAGGUGUCAGUGCCGCCAUUUUGAAAACUGUUUUCCAAAUUAAAUAUUGCACAAAAACAAGUUUAAAUGACGACGAUUACUGCCUACUUUUUUCAAACUUUCCUGAUUGCUAUCAAAACAAACACAACUUCCAGCUUGAUGAUAUCAGCAUUCAAAAGAGAGCGCGCAUGUCUUUUGACAACGUUGGCAGAUGCUGGUUACUUUGAUUUCCGCUGUAUGUUUUACUCCCAUCCUACGACGUCUCGCACAGGUCUCAACGAAUCUCGUUUACGGCCGUUGCUUUGACAUAUGGACUUUUAUUUAUUUUUAUAUAUAUAUAUAUAUAUAUAUAUAUAUAUAUAUAUAUAUAUAUAUAUAUAUAUAUAUAUAUAUAUUACAUAGCAUGUUUCAAACACUCAUAACUUGCUAUAGCAGUGACAAAAUAGCUAUCAAACAUGCAUUCCUAUAUUUAAUAAAAUGAGAGAGAAUUUUGAUGAUAAAAUUUGCCUUCAGUUCUCCUUUAAAAGCAUUGUUGCCAGCUGAAACAUUAAGCACUGCAGUAAUUAUCCAAUCAAAGGCUCUUAAGUAUUUGCUGAUUUAAAUCCAAGGUGCAACCAUUUUUGGCCAGGCAGUGUAUGUCAUUCAUUCAUAUAUAAAAUUACAUAUUUCACAUGCAAGAUGCUGUUGAGGAAGGGCUCUGUCAGGGAAAGAGAGAAUGAAGUAUUGACGCAGUGACACUUCAAAUACAGGUAGUAAUAUUCAGUUUCAGUGCUGUUUGAAACCUGAAAAUGCAGUUGUCCACAUUUGUAUUAUUUUAUAUUCUGGCUCAUUUGCUGUGACUUUUUUAAUAAUAUAAAUUAGAAGCUUAAUAUGGUAAAAUGUUUAAGUGAAGAUCUAGUAAAGGGUGAAUAUUAAUUCAACAUUUGUGUUUGGUUCAAGUGGAAUAGCAACAAUGAAUGUAAAAAAGGAAACACCUAUAAACACCUGUCACUGUUGAUAAGGCUGCAUGUUGUUCUCAGCAACGUUUACAGUUGGAGACCAUAUCGAUAUGUUUUCAGUGAAAAAGACCUUAAGCUUUCACGACAUGACUUAUCGUGCCAUUUAUUGGCAAGGGAGCUAGUCUGAUUUUGUUGUAAAUAGAAUGCAGUGUUUAAUCUUGCAGAAUGCAGCUUUAACUUUCCAUCACCUUUUCAACAGCCUUGAGUUAUGCACAUACUUUAUCACUUAUUUUAGCAUAACAAUAGUCAGAAACUAUCAGUGUUUUGCUUCAUUUUUCUCUCCUUCUUUGUCAGUUAAAUGUUUUAAAUCUGUUCCUGUACAUUUUCUCUCUCCGGAUCAUGUCCCCCCCCGGGCUCAAGUCAGUAUAUUUGUGUACUAUUGCCAGGCAGGAGGAGAUACUUAAACUAGUGAGUUUAAUUUUCUGCAUUUUAAGUUGGUCCUGUCCUGCACAUUCCGACUGCUUAUAUGUAUUUUUGUCUGUCUCCUCACUCAUAUCUCCGUCUGUCUGUCUGUCUGUCUGUCUGUCUCUGUCUGUCUGUCUGUCAGGCCUUACCCAGGAAAUUAAGCUAAACACCCAAUAAAUGUGCAGUUUCACUUUUGCGUUUUUUUUAAACAUUUUUAGAUAUUACACAGCAAAUGGAAUGUAAUGAAAUGUAACAGAGCAGACAGCUUUCAAUGAUAAAAAAAACAAAAAAACAAAUGUGUAAUCAUUUUAAUGAGUUUUACUGAGCACAAUCUUUGUGUCUUUUGCUUUUGAUCUUUAUUUUUAAUCUACUUUAUGAUGAUCCAGCUGGCCUUUUUUCAAAACAAAAACUGCAAUGUGAUGUUUUCACUGGUCUGUUUGGGUUGAUUUCUGCAUGUCCUCUGUGUGGUCUCACUUUAUCGGAAGCAUUUUUGUGACAUGUCUGAAGUUCACUGUCGUGAGCAGAGCGUGAGAGACGUGAUUGUGUGGAUGGAUAUGUAGUUUGUGUGAAAGCUCUAUGAGGAAAAUAUGAUUUAUAUGGAUGUAAUGUGAUUAAAUCUAGAUUUCAGAAGGA